AUGGAAGGGAAAUCACGGAAGUGUCUAGAAGCCAACGUCGUCCGUGCAGGGGAAGUCAGGACAGGUCUAAACCCUGCCCCCUGCCUCCUGCAGUCUACCUACAGCCUGCUGAUGACCUUAUUUGAGCUGGCUAGGAACCCCAAAGUGCAGCAGGCCCUGCGUCAGGAGAUCCUGGAAUAUGAGACUGCGAUCUCUGAAAAGCCCCAGAGGAUAAUCUCAGAGCUGCCCCUGCUGCAGGCAACCCUUAAGGAGAUCUUGAGGCUGUACCCAGUAGGUGUCACUCUGGACAGAGUGUUGACAUCAGACGUGGUUCUGCACAACUACCACAUUCCAGCUGGGACACUGGUCAUGCUGUCUCUUUAUUCCCUGGGUCGAAGUCCUACUACAUUUACAAGACCUGAGCGCUAUCACCCCCAACACUGGUUGGAAAGGAAGGAGCCCAGCUCCCGGCUAUUCAGCUUGAUGUUCAGCUUUGGCUUGUGCCAGUGUGUGGGCAGGCACCUGGCCAACACAGAGAUCUUGCUCCUUGCUGAAACCUUCCUGUUGGAGAAAAUAAUGCAUAUGAAUCCUAAAAUGGUAUUCCACUUCAUGUUAAUGCCCUCCACCUUCCCUCUCCUGACCUUGAAGGCCAUCAAAGAAAUGGUGAGCAUAGUCUGGUGGUUGCAGGUGACCAACGGGGAGAAUCUAGAAGAAGAAGGUACCCUAGCCAAGCACAAUCUCAUGAUCAAAUGA
Messenger RNA from Erinaceus europaeus (western European hedgehog), 732 nucleotides. RefSeq names its product cytochrome P450 11B1, mitochondrial-like. The transcript has 6 exons. Gene Ontology annotation, molecular function: steroid 11-beta-monooxygenase activity; iron ion binding; corticosterone 18-monooxygenase activity. Lineage: Eukaryota; Metazoa; Chordata; Mammalia; Eulipotyphla; Erinaceidae. Gene Ontology annotation, biological process: cortisol metabolic process; aldosterone biosynthetic process; glucocorticoid biosynthetic process. The coding region runs from base 1 to 732 and encodes 243 amino acids. Gene Ontology annotation, cellular component: mitochondrial inner membrane. The record is from RefSeq and is a predicted model, not a curated record.